This is a messenger RNA of Cyanistes caeruleus (blue tit), 1724 nucleotides long. RefSeq names its product radial spoke head 14 homolog (gene RSPH14). Gene Ontology annotation, cellular component: membrane coat. NCBI's taxonomy places the organism in Eukaryota, Metazoa, Chordata, Aves, Passeriformes, Paridae. The record is from RefSeq and is a predicted model, not a curated record. Gene Ontology annotation, biological process: vesicle-mediated transport; intracellular protein transport.
CGCAAAGAGCUGGCGCUGUGGCAACCAGGGCACGCGCGCGCCUGAGGGCCGGCCGGCGCUGAGGGGCGGGAGCCGGGGGCUCGUGUUCAGUAAGAAUUAAACCAGGUUAAGACAAUUCAACAGAUGAGCACACAUUAGUGCUGAUGAUGCACGAUUCCAGCCUCUUUCGCAGCUUUCUGACAGUGUAUAUCUGCUAAAAGAGCUCCUUGGGGACACAGGGAACUGUUUAAAGUCAGUAGGUGGCUUUAUGGUACAUUAUCUGCCCAGUCACCAAGUACAGCCAUUUUGCAGUAAUUUUAGGGAUAGGGAGAAUCUUUCUCAAGAAGAUUUAGGAUGGCACAGCCUCGUAUCUCAGCCUACCCGCCCCCUGAUAUAGACCCCACCAAAGCUGCUCUGGCCUUUGGGAGGAGGGCCCUUCCUAAACUCAAUGAGGAGUUGCAGUCUCCCGAGCUGCUGACGCAGCAGCGGGCGCUGAUGGCUCUCUGCGACCUGGUCCAUGAUCCAGAAAAAGUCUACCAGGCAAUCGCAUUAGGAUUCUUGGAUAGCCUGAAGACUUUGCUGGUGCAUCAAGACCAAACUGUCCGGCAAAAAACAACAGAAGUUCUCUCUGUAAUGGCUUUGCAUAGUAUUGGCAGGGAAGGGCUAAUACGAAGUGGAGUCAUUUCUGCCCUUGCUGGGCUCCUGGAUGAUCCAGUAGAUAUCUGUCGGAAGAACACCCAUCAGAUUUUUGACAGGCUGGCAAAAUUACCUCAAGGGGCUGGUGGUGUCCUGCAGGCCGCUUUGAUUCCCCCACUGGUCCUGAAGUUGAAGACAGAGUUGGAUGAGAUCCAGGAGCUGAUCCUUGAUACACUCUCCAACUGUCUCCGUGUGGAGAUUUCUGAAGCCUUGGCAGCUGGUGUGGUUACUGUGCUGAAGGAAAAGCUCUCACACCCCUCCACAGCCAUCAGGAGCAAAGCAGCCUGGGUCCUCUUGGAAAUCAGUUCUCAUGCUGAGGGGAAAACUGCGGUGUGCAAAGAAGGGGUGAUUCCUGUGCUGGUGAGCCUGCUGCAAGACACACAGCCCGAAGUUCAAGCUGGCACAGCAGGAGCGCUGAUGUUUGCAAUUAUUACACCUCACGGGAGAUCCUCAGCCAUGGGUGCUGAAGCCAUUCCACCUUUACUGACGCUGGUUGCUGAGGAAACCAGCAAAGCGCGUUUGAAUGCAAUCAAAACCCUCACCCUGCUGGCUGAGCUGCCGGAGGGCCGCAAGACACUGCUGGAUCACAGGGACACAUUUCAGCAGUGUCUGGAUGAUCCCAGCGAGGCCGUGCAGAGAGCUGCCGAAAUCGCCAUCACCGUGAUCGACUGGAAACCCUUCUGCAGCCGCGAUCUUUUCUAGAGAUCUAUUGCCCUCUGUUGUUGUCUGGCUGUAAAAGGUACACGAUUACAGGAGACCUGCAACACCAGAACUCUCUUCCUCACUUACUCUGGAUCAGUUCCUCCUGAAAAGUCAUUUGGCAACAGUUUCACAUCUAUAUUGCAUGUCACAAGCAGAAAAAUGGAGAAGUUAGGAAGUGUGGAGUUCUCCAUUAGGAGUUAUUGUCCAAGUUACCAAGAUUUUCCUAUGAUACAAGACACCAACCCUUUUUGUCUUCUUCAUAAUGGUCUAUCCUUUUUUUUUUUUAAACCUCAGCCUAUCAAACACUAAUCAGUAAUUAAUUUUUACAAAGGUUUACAAUUAACCCC